UUGUUUAGCCUCCAUAGCAGCUCUGAGCCAGCGGACCAAUAAUGAAAUGCAUUCCAUCCAUGACUAUCCCAUCUUUCAAGUUGUUUAAUAAUUAGCACAUGAUCCUCCUGUCGUUUGAUUUCUUCCUUUUCUCUUCUGAGGGCUUCGAAGUUUUUGGUUCCGAUGGUGUUGAAGCACCGCCACUUAGUACGGUCUCGGGCUUGUGUUUCAAACGAUUCAGGAUCAAUUCCAGUAGCUUUCAUUUCUGUUUUUAGUUGGUCCCCGUAUCUCCGAAAAAGGGCAACCUCAUGGUCUUUUUCCUGAAGUGAGCUCACUGAAUAAGACUUAAGAUGGGAACCUUGACUCUUCUGUUCUUACUGCGUGUCCUGACCAACGAAAAUGGUAUUACAUGAUCAACGAUUCAGUACUUUCCAGGACCUUUGGAUCUUUCCAGGACUUUGUUGUUGGUCACAUAAUGUUCCCAUUUCAUGCUCAAGAUUGAACGAAGCUUUUGUUAGUGAAAGGGUUCUAAUUUUUGGAUGUGGUUCCGGCCUAUGGUUGAUGAGAGUCGAAAUAUCAGAUAAGGAUAACUCGGUUGUGUGCAUAGAGAAAGCCAACCCCACGAGUAUUUAAGCACGUAAGACUCCAGCCACAUCCCUGCUGUAUCCUUGGGAUAUUCUUUUGUUUUGCAAAAUUACUUCUCAUCUGAGGAUUACAGUCUUUUAUAACGGAGCAAAGUUCUCAUUCUUCAACACACACGUACCCAUUUUCCAUUUUCACCAACGACCAAACAAAUGAGAGAAGUUGCUUGUUAACUUGAGAAAGUGAACGCGUAAACUCCAAGACCGCUCAUUUUUAAUCCAUUCUGGUCACUUCCAAUUUUUUUUUUUACUUUUUAUUCCUGACGCAAUAUUUUUAAACGCGCGAAAAAUAAUUAACCGAAUUACUUCCCUUUAAUUUUACGUUUUAUUUUCUACUUGGCUUUACCUCCUCUUGUUUUAUUUUCGGUUUACUUUCUACCCUGUAGAUGGCGCGUUGUUAAUAACGCUUCGCCUUAACAACGUGUAAACUUCAAGUUUUUGUAAAGAAUGUUAAUACGAACAGGUAGAUACACACACACACACACUCAUAUAUUUAUAUAUAGAUAGAUACACACACACAGACAUACAUUGACGCGAGCAGCCACGUUUAUUCAUUCAUACAUUCGUACACACACUCGCGCCCAACUUAUUCUUCUACAUACACAGGCGUAAUAAUAAUGUUGGGCAGGACACCAGUUGCGCUCCAGACGUUAUCGAAUUCGUAUGAUAAAUUAAAAAAAGAUACAGAUUCGUUUCUAAAGAAGUUUAAAAAGUUUAAGAAGUCGAAUCCGGACGUGAAGGAGUCGGAGAAUGUUUUGGCGUUGAGCGAAGAAUGUAAAAGUUUAGCGAACGAGUUGGAAGGUCUAACGAAGGAAAUUGAUUUACUUGAAAAUAAGGAUCCGAAACAACAGAAGAAUUUCGAUUCCAAGAAAAAGAGCCUUCUGAAAAAAGUGGCCACCCAACAGAAACUAGUAUCAGAUGCUUACGAUGUUAUUGUUCAACAAACAGCAUCAGAAGAAAACGAAGGAAACAAAAACGGUGAAAGUACCAAAGAUACAGAUUCAGUGGGAAAGGCGGCAGCGAAAAGCACCACAACAAAGAAGAAGCAAAAGGAGAUUUCUGAGAAGCAAAAUCGAUCGAAGAAAGAAAACAAUAAUAACAGUAGUAAGAAAGGUUCCCAGUCUGGAAGCAGCAUUUCAGGAAAUAUUCUAGGAAAUCAUGAAAAAGAAAUAAACGAAGAUAUAUCUGAAAAUGUGGACGAGCUUGAUGAAAGCGAUGAUGAUGAUGACGACGACGACGAUGAAGACGAUGACGAUGAUGAUGAUGACAAUGAAGAGGAUGAUGAUGACGAAGAGGAAGAAGAGGGUGCAACUAGUACUACUGGUGCUGCUAGUACUAGUGCCACUGCUAGCUCGAGUGGCCCAGCUAGUAGUACCAGUGUUGCAGUUACAGAGAAUGACGAUGUUAGUAAGGUAAAGUCUUUUACAAGUAGCCAUUCUUCUUCGAAAUCCAAGUCGAAAAUUUUGAAACAGAAAUCAGACUCUGAGAAAAGCCCCACUCAAGUUGUUCCCACGCCAGAUCCUCAUGAGGGACCAGCAGCAGCGACAACAACAACAACAACCACAGAAAGUCAAAGUUCGGUGACCAACCAGAAGAAGAAAGGUUUGAAAUCAAAGUUAAUAGCCGACAUGAAAUCAGUUUUGAAACAUAAUCUUUGUCCUAAAGAGAAAUUACCUCCAAAAACUAAGGAACCCUUGGAAGAGGAAGAUGAAGGAAAGAAGGAGGAAGAGGAAGAGGAGUCAGAUGAAGAAGAGGUGGAGGAGGAGUCUGAUGAAUAUGAGGCAGAAGAGGAGAAGGAGGACGUGGGUAAAGUGGAUGAGGAAGAAGGGGAUUCUACAAAUGAGGAAGAUGAUGAUGAUGAUGAGGAGGAAUCUGAGUCUGAUGAAGAAGUAGAACUUCCUACUAAGUAUUUUGUUGCAUUAUCAAACUAUGAGAAAGAAGAGACGAAUGAUUUAAGUUUUAAGAAAGGUGAAGUCUUGAAAAUCGUGCAGGCCCAUCGAAAUGGUUGGUGGCUUGCUGAAAAUAAGGAUGGUUUUCGAGGCCUGGUGCCCAGCACCUAUCUGCAGAUGAGGUCUACUACUGAUGUCGAUGAUGAUGAUGAGGAGGAGGAGGAUAGCACUGAAGAAUCGGCAAAAGAUGAAGGAGAAAGUGACAGUGAUGAUAACUUUGAGGAAGAAGAAGAAGAGAAAGAAAAAGAAAAUGAAGAAGACUCAGAUAUGGAUGAGGAUGUGAAAGUGGACAGCGGAGGAGAUAAACCGAAAAUUCGUUCUGCUAAACAACUUUGGCAAACUAUCAAAGAAUCGAUUCAAGAACAAUCCAUUGUUGAUGUUCUUCAAGCAAAAGGCACUGUGCCAUCUGGUUUCAGACCUUCUACUCUGAGUAGUUUAUGGGCUGCCAACUCGGAGUAUCGCAUGGAGAAAGCACUUCAUCCGUCCUUGAGUAAAACUGCAAUGGGCUAUACAGAUUUGUUUUACUCUCCUUCAGACAAACAUAUUUGUCCUUACAGUGUAAAUAUAUUAAAAAUUGGGAGUAUUCAGUCUUGCCGGAACAUUCCACAAACAGGUCCGGGUAUCGAUGUCCAGUGUCGAUGCGUACGAGUUUGUAUCUUUGAUGGAAAAAAUGUCUUGAGUAACAUACACACAAUCAAAGUGCAAUCAGUUGAUAAAUCUCAAAAGUCUUGGAGUUUUUCUUCUCGUGUCUCUGAUAAUAUGGAUGUCAGUUUACAUACGGAAUUCUUUGUGAGAACAAAUUACUCAGGGAAUCAGAUAAGUUUACUGUUUGAGCUGUGUCUGUCAUACACCCAACAAGACACCCAGGAACAAGGGAUAUUCAGCUGUGGUUGGACUAAGCUUUUAUUAAAUGAAGAAACCAUUACAAACCGUUCUUAUGAAUUGCCCCUUCAUGGUGGAACUCCCUAUGAUAGAGGUAUUCCUCUUGACUCCAGGUUUUCAAAUGCAGUUGAAGAGAAUUCCUUUCUUAGUCUUUUUACUGGACACCAAAAGCCAACAUUAGUGGUCAAAAUUUUUCCUCCCAAAAAAGAACAGAAAGAUGUUUUGAACAGUUUACCUCACACCAUCAUUGGUAAUGCAUGCCUGAUGCAUUUCUAUGCAUUGUACCGGAACAUUCUGGCAAAGACUCUCCUACGAGACAGAACCGAUUCAGAUAACACGGAGCUGAUAUCCAGUUCGGUUUUGGCGUCUUUCCCUUUGGUUGCGGAUCAAUUCGACAUGAUGCAAUUGCUUCGUGACACUUGGAUCGAGAAACAGAAAGAGAUGAGUCGAACGGCUCGACGCGACAGCAACAACCACAAGAAGAUGUUUAUAGAUAGUUUCCUGGAGACUGUUUACCCAUUUUCCCAUAUAUUGACCCCCGGAGGGCCUGCAACAGGCAUAGACACAAACCAAAGGCAGUAUGAUGCCAUACAGAAAUUCAAAGAAUUGAAAUCAGAACGUGGAUCUACGCUGGCCGUAUUGUUGAGCGAUGAUUUCACUUACGAACCAAUGAGACUAAAUGAAGUGACAUUUUCUGUUUUGAAAGAUAACGAAUCCGUAAGUGAGGCAUGAUUCAGAACAAAAAUAAGGCAA
Molecule: messenger RNA, 4204 nt
Organism: Octopus sinensis (East Asian common octopus)
Lineage: Eukaryota; Metazoa; Mollusca; Cephalopoda; Octopoda; Octopodidae
Product: nephrocystin-1-like
Exons: 1
Coding region: 1238-4183 (981 amino acids)
Biological process (GO): protein localization involved in establishment of planar polarity
Cellular component (GO): cilium; cytoplasm
Molecular function (GO): protein binding
Source: RefSeq, a predicted model, not a curated record